Messenger RNA from Microstroma glucosiphilum, 1240 nucleotides. RefSeq lists its product as hypothetical. Lineage: Eukaryota; Fungi; Basidiomycota; Exobasidiomycetes; Microstromatales; Microstromataceae. Bases 222 to 992 code for a protein of 256 amino acids. The transcript has 2 exons. Gene Ontology annotation, molecular function: sugar transmembrane transporter activity. The record is from RefSeq and is a predicted model, not a curated record. Gene Ontology annotation, cellular component: membrane.
CUCUUCGAUUCUUCAAUUCUUAUCUGGCUCCAACACCGCCACUGGGACCCAAAAGAACGAAAGCACCCUCUCCCCCAAGUCUGUACAAGUCUAUUGAUCGCGCGUCUGUCAUCGUAGACAGUGGUCUGUUCCAGUCAAACCACUCCUAGCGCCCGCACCCCUAUACGCCUACAAGAUUUCUUCCUCCUCCCACUGCAAACUCCCCUUUCCGAACCGUCGCGAUGGACGCUACCAUACCCAUCACCACGCAAGGCCUCAUCGACCCAGAUGACCUCCUGCACUCGCAGCUCUUCCCGCUUAUCGGGGUGGUUCUAGCCAACAUCAUGGCCCUCUCCACCCUUCCCACCUUCAUCCCCGUUUUUACCGAGCGCAAGAUUGGACCUACAGAUCCUACUCCCGUGGUGAUCAUGUUCUCCAGCGCAUGUCACACGUUCGCUUAUGCGCUGGCCAUGGGCAAUCCGUACCUUUACACAUCCAAUGGGCCCGCUACGCUUGUGCAAGGCUUCUGCAUGCUGGCUCUCUUCCGAGCAAAGGAUUUCGAAGAUGUCGCGUCGGUCAACAAGGCUAUGGCUAUCAUUGGAGUUGGCAUUUCUUGGCUUGUGGUUAACUUGGGCUUGUGGAUGGUGUGGAAGGUGGACUGGGCCAUCUGGUGGAUGGGAAUCACCUUCAACCUCUAUCAGUACUGCUUCUUCCUCUUCCCGCUGCUGCAGCUGAUCAGAGUUGUGAAGACUCGCUCCGCCAUUUCCUUGGUGCCGACUCUGAUCCUCGCAGUCACGGUCAAUGGGUCCAUCUGGUCCAUCUACGGCAUUGCCCUCGGCGACAAGUUCGUUGCGGGACCCAACAUCAUUGCCACUCUGGUAGGAGCUCUGCAAAUCAUCGCCUGGGUCAUGUUCGGAAGAGGCGCAGAGAAGCCUGGUGGAGGCUACGAGCCCGUGGGACAGGAUGAGGAGGCCGAUGGAGAGGGCGAUGGGGACGCCAGGCGGUCAGACUGAGAAGCUCUCGAAGUGCCUCCAAAAGGUCAGUCGCAUCAACACUACCUCUGUGCAUCCUCUUCGCCUGUUCUUCAAGUCUCAGUUCUCGUUCAUUGCCUCCUUGCUCUCUCUUGGUCACUCUCACUGCAUUGUAGAAUUUCCCAUGCUCAAUAACGAACGCUUUCAGGAUGCCAAUGACUAUGUUUUCUGUAUCAAUUGCCUCUUGCGAUAUCACAGUUGCUACUUGUCCUUCCGACGUCCUUCUGACC